GCACAUUCACAAAGAUCGAAAGCCAUGACGCAAUGCACUUUGGAUCGACGCAUCACCAUAUUUUCGCCAGCGGGGCGUCUGUACCAGAUGGAGUUCGCAGCCAAGGCAGUCAACAGGGAUAAUCGCACAGUGGUCGCCAUAGCGGGCGCCGACAGUGUUGUGAUGGUCGUGCAGCGGAAGCCGCUAUCAACCUUCGCCGUACCAGAGACUGCAACUCGCAUUUUCCGCCUCUCGGAUGUAUUGGGAUGUGCGGUGAUCGGACGCCAGGCCGAUUGCAAAGCGCAAGUGUACAGGGCCCACCUGGAGGAAAGCGUGUUCCGGAAGAGGUCCGCAAUUUCUAUGCCCGCCGACGUGAUGUGCCAGCGCAUGGCGGACAUCAGUCAGGUGUACACUCAGAACGUAACCAUACGUCCGCUGGCCUGUUCCAUGACCCUGAUCUCGUGCGACUUGCAGCGCGGUCCACUGAUCUAUAACACAGAUCCCUCGGCCGCUCCCAUUGGCUAUCACGCCUGCGUCUUCGGCAGCUCAAUGCGGCGGGGCAAUUACUACGUGGAUAGCAUGUACGAGUACAAUAUGAACGAGGUGGAGACAGCCAAGCUGGCCAUUAAAACUCUGGCCUUCGCUCUCGACAAGACUCUAGAGUCGAAGGACUUUGAAAUGGCAAUGGUCACCCAGUCGAAUCCCAAAUUCCAUAUCCUGACCGAAUCGGAGAUCGACACUCAACUCAUCCGCAUAGCCAGAUACCGAAAGCGCAAGAGGUGUUAAGCUGUACCCAUUCUAAGGGACUGUUGAGCCAAGGCUCAGAUUCAAUUAUAACGAUUAUCAGAAA
This is a messenger RNA of Drosophila navojoa, 829 nucleotides long. Its product is annotated as proteasome subunit alpha type-6. NCBI's taxonomy places the organism in Eukaryota, Metazoa, Arthropoda, Insecta, Diptera, Drosophilidae. Gene Ontology annotation, biological process: ubiquitin-dependent protein catabolic process. Gene Ontology annotation, cellular component: proteasome core complex; proteasome core complex, alpha-subunit complex. The record is from RefSeq and is a predicted model, not a curated record.